This is a messenger RNA of Lucilia cuprina (Australian sheep blowfly), 1093 nucleotides long. RefSeq lists its product as uncharacterized. Bases 377 to 1027 code for a protein of 216 amino acids. The transcript has a single exon. The record is from RefSeq and is a predicted model, not a curated record. NCBI's taxonomy places the organism in Eukaryota, Metazoa, Arthropoda, Insecta, Diptera, Calliphoridae.
UUGUGCGUUGAUACAUUCUAGUAGUAUUUAUCCAUAAUGAAUAUAUCAUUAAACAAAUUGAAGUUAAGCUCCACUUUUUUAACGCACGUUUUGAAUUGAAAGAAAGAAAAGAAAAAAAGACAAAUAUUUAGGAUCAACGUUAAGAAAACGAAAGUUAUAUUUUGAAGUCGUUGCUGAAAGGUUGUUAGAGUUAUUAGACGAAUAGACAUUGAACCUUAAACAGGUCAAGUGGCGGGAAUUUAAAUAAAUUCAAAAACAAACAAAACGGUUAUAAAAAAAUACUAAAACAGUGUAAAUUAAAUUGUGAUAUUGCAUAUUUUAUAUAAUAAUAAGAAAAACUAAAUUAAAAUAAAAUUAAGUGAAUAAAUUUAUAAACAUGACUGAUCAUUUAGAAAUCUCAACACUACACAAUGAAACCCUUCCACCAAACAAUGCCCAUUUAGUACAACGUAUCACUACAAAUGCCGACGGCACAGCAAAUGAUCUGCGUACCAACUAUGAGUCCGAUAAUGAGAGUGAUAAAACCGUUCUAUUAGAAUUAGGUGUCAGUACGAAUGUUGCCACCACAAUGAGUGUUCCCACCUCAGUGACCUACAGCAGUGAUUAUCCUUUGGAUAUACAUUUAAAUAAUGUUUGUGGCAUAAGUGUUGCAACACACACUCACCCGUACAAUACAGAUCCUACUCUGCUUUACAGUAAUCCCUAUAAUGACGGCAUAUCAUCAGUGAAUACACAUCAAACUCUGCUAUAUCCUGCGCAUCAGUCCAGUAAUUCCACAUCACUUAUUUCAUUAAAUAAUGUACCUUAUUCCGCUCAUAUACCACAAACGGUACAAACUUGGCCAACACCGAAGCCGGUGACGAGCAUAACGUCCUCAGAAAUCAAUAACAAAUUGUCAACCCAAAUUGUACCACCACCGGUUUAUAUGUCGUAUCCGGAUGUUCGAGAACAUUCGAUUAUUAAGGAAACAAAUCCAUCUUGGAAGGUUAAAGCUUUACAAAGUGAAAAAGGUAUGUUAAUAGAAUAGGAUGGGAUCUCAUUAACUAAAGACCGUUAAGAGUAAGAUGUAUAUUCCGAACAACACAACUUGUAC